AUUCUAAUUACAUAAAAUAUAAAUGCAGGAAGAGCGAAGUGGAGUUACAUAAAUGAGUUUUAAUUCCUGAAUUCUGGCAUCGGCUGGUCGUAAACACGCUCACACACGCAUCAAGAGCAACGAACUACGAUUCAGUAUUAAGAAUGCCACAGGCUGGAAGAGGUCGUGGAAUGACUGUAGGGCAAGGUGAAGCACUGCGCAGGCCAGGACCUGUUAACAAUGGUGGUGAUACUGCCAGAGCCAAGACCAUAGUGGACAGCAUCUUGAAAAUCAAAUCACCAGAUGAUCUACAGCUCCAAGAUCUUGCAUCUGAGAUUAAAUCUACUAUGAAUGAUGAAGAGGAACUAAAAUGGUUCGUGGAGGAAUUAUGCACCCAAGGUCUCAGCGAACGCAACUGUGCUCCAGUUGCAGCGAAAUUAUUUGGCUUAAUUGCCCAACACCAUGCAGGGGAGAGCAAGAUUAGGACCCUGUUGCUGAGACGUGUCCAGAGUGAAUAUGCAAAAAAAGAUGAUUUAGCAGUCUCAGAUUGGUCACACUUUGUAACGUCUGCGCUUUUCCUUGGUGAGGUGUUUUACCAUGUCAAGUCAGAGCAGAAUACUCCUUUUAAAGUCUUGGCAGCACCCGUCCUUAAGUAUCUAGAGAUGAUAAUUCAGCCCAACUUGGAUAAAGAUGCCAACAAAAAUAUUGAUGAUGAUAUGAUUGUAGUUUCCAGACAGUUACUGUUAAAUGGUGCUGUUCUCCAUGAAGCAGUACCAAGUGGUGUCUUAGAAGUGGUGCAGAGUGUAACCAAGAUACUGUGCCUGUGUCAGCUGAGCACAGCUACGCGACUGAAUCUACUAGCUGCUCUUGCUGAAAUGUGGCCAAUGCUCGACACUAAUAAUGAUAUUCGUACUCAGCACGCAUUACUAGCUACAAGCAUUGGUGUUUCAUUGGAUAUUUAAUGGAAGCAUCAUGUAGACCUUAAUCUUGAAGAGAGAAAAAAAAGAAAAAAAAAAAUGAGAAGCUUAUUUGUUGUCCCAAUUAUGCUGUCAGUGGAAAGGCAGAGAGUAAAAUCAAAUUCUCUCUCUCUCUCUCUUUCUCUUUUCCCCCUCUCCCUUUCCCUCAUUUCCUCCCCUUUUCACUCUCUCUCCUUUCAUCCUUUAAUCCAACCAUCAAUCCAUUCCUCCUUCCCUCCUUUCCUCCUUCCCCCUCCCCCUCCCUUGCCCCCCGUUCCCUUCAACUCUUAAUCCUGUUUCCCUUUUGUCCCUCUAAGCAUUCCUGUUGGUAUCUUCUCUUGAAGGCUGUGUGUAGUCCUCAUAAUAGGGUUCCAUUGUGCAACAAAAGAAAGAAAAAAAAAUGUAUAUAUAU
This is a messenger RNA of Penaeus vannamei (Pacific white shrimp), 1347 nucleotides long. Its product is annotated as CBP80/20-dependent translation initiation factor. Gene Ontology annotation, cellular component: cytosol. Gene Ontology annotation, molecular function: translation activator activity. NCBI's taxonomy places the organism in Eukaryota, Metazoa, Arthropoda, Malacostraca, Decapoda, Penaeidae. Gene Ontology annotation, biological process: regulation of translational initiation. The record is from RefSeq and is a predicted model, not a curated record.